GCGUGCUCAUGACUCCUUCCACUGUAUAACGGCCUGACACCCCUGCAGUCAGAUCGCCGACAAUAUUCCAAAAAUCGCGUCAAUAUCGCGGAAUGUUUGCUUGCUGUAGACAACCUGUCUCCGGCCUUAGCUGGUGUCCCGGAGGCCUGGUGCUUUGUGCGUGAGCCAGGAUGACCCCGAUGCUGGGCAGCGCGACGGGGCACAACCUCCGUGAGCUCGACUGAAGUCGCGGAUCGGCUCGGAGGACAGCAGCAUGUCCGUGCGGCCGCUGGACGAGGUGUGGGAGGUGCGGGGUUUGCCAGUCAUCGGUGAUCCAGGUCGAGAGGCACUAGUGCCUGACACAGAGGAGGAGGAGGACGCGGACGGUGGAGCUGUGGGAAGAGUCGCCAUCGUCAGAAAAGAAAGGUUCGUGCGUCUGGAGCAGGAGCGGCGCCGGGAGAUGCAUGCGGUCGAAGCCAGGAUCGAACAGGCGGCCGUGGACGAGGCGCAUCGCCUGGACACACUGCUCAGCUACGUAGAGGACGACAUCACCAGCUGGAGGAGCAGGAUCGAGCCGUACCACUUCAACACGUACUCGGCGGCUGAUUUUGCGACCUUGAUGGACGACCUGCACGAGAUCUACCGGGUUCGUCACGAAAUCAUUGCUGAAUGCAUCAGCAGACAGAUGUCCCUGGAGGCGGAACGCACCGCCCACCUGCGGAACGUGUUUCGAAAGUACCAUCCGCUUCUGACCAGGGCAUUCCACAAGAUGCCCGCUGAGGUGGAAGAGCAGCUGGAGCUGGAGGCCGUGGCCAUUGACGAGGUGAUCCUGAACAAUCUGCGCCAGUACUCGGAAAUCAGGUUCAACCGCCUGACGAACGAGGUGCAGGCCAAGAAGAAGCUGAAGGACUUGUGGACAGCGCGGCGAGACGCCUGGCGCACGCUCAACAUCACUCAGGCCCAGAAGCGUCUGGCUCGCUACCUGGAGGCUACCGCAGUGGAGGCGCUGGUGGAGGCGCCGCUCACUGAGCUCGAGGCCGAGAUGGACGCCGUCUGGCAGCACUACCAGGACCACAUCACCGGGCUGCCAGAUCUGUUCCUGAAGCAGGUCACCGACGAGUCUCUCGAUCACUGGCAGGACCAGGCGUACGAAAUCCUAAACGCCAUGAGUGCCAUGUUCACCACGCACUGCAAAAGCUAUCGCAAAUUGUACCUAGAUCUGGAGAACGCGUGGUACGAACAGCUGGACCAGGUUGGCGAUGAUCUGGUUAGCAGGGAGGUGACUGAUGGCGACACCUGGGAAACUCUGGCGGACGGGCACACCUCCGUCAUGUUCGGACCCAUCCGUAAGAAGGUGGAGGAUAACAUGCGGAAAUCGGAGAGAUGCUGGGAGGCAGUGGUCAAGACGGCGCCGGGCCAAGUGGACCACCUGUACAACUACAUCGCCUCCUCCUGUGAGGUGUUCUCUCUGCAUCUGGGCGAGCGCGAGCGGUACGCCAAAAAGCUGGAGCUUCAGCUACAGGCGGUGGACACUCAGCAGGCCGGCAAGGAGGCGCAGCUAGAGCAGAAGAUCAACAAGGCCGUCAUCAGCAUGCUGGAGGAGUCCAAAGUGAACAAGGUGCACCAGAUCCAGCAGACGCUGGCGCGCACCAUGCAGGGAUUCCUGCCCACUUACGAGCAGUUCCAGGAGCGGCGCCUGCUGCUUCUGCUCGCCUACAGUGAGAGGCUCGAGGCCGAGACAAGCCUGGCGCUGGCCAACGUAUCCGAGAAGCUGGAGGGCACGGUGACGUCGGCCGAGCCGCCGCCGGAGGAGCCCCCCGGGGGCUGCCACCGGCUGCUGGCCCCCUGUCGCCGGGUUCUUCUUGCGCCUGAAACCCUGGCCGAGCUGCAGUCCCUGUCCGCGGCUAACAUCCACUGGUUUCUCUCGUGGGAGCGGCGCAGACUGGAACAGGACCUGGGGGACUUCUUGCUGGACAAGCUGAAGGCCAUGAAGGCCGUGUUUAACAGAAAGGCUGAGGAGCUGUCGCUCAGGGUGUCCGAGAUUGAGACGACAGUACACGACCGUCGCUCGUCUGAGAUUCAGCUGCACCAGCAGCGAGUGGACAGCCACUGCCGAUCCGUCAGUGAGCAGCUCGCGGAUCUACAGUCGCUCCUGAGUGCCGAGCUGGAGUGCAUGCAGGAGCGGCUGGCCGAGGACCGCGCCUGGAUGACGCAGCACGAGGCACGCUCGCGCUCGGCCACGCGCAGCUACGUCCUGGAGAUGAUGCUGACGCAGAUGACGCAGCGCGAGACGCGCUUCGUCGAGUAUCUGGUGGAGCGGUCGGGCGUCUUCCGGCAGCGCGUGACUGCGUUUAGCGCCGACCUGAUCGCCAGCACGGAGGCGUUCCUGGAUCAGCUGAUCCCGCAGGCCGACCCGACGGAGACCGUGGAGACAGCCAAGCACAAAUCGGCCAAGUCGCAGAAACGCAGUCGGCGUGAAAACGAGAAGAAGAAGCCAUUGCUUUCAAAAAUGGAAGAUCCCGAGGUGCGGAUGAUGAUAUUUGGGGAUGUUGAGGACCCGGAUGACUCCAACAAUUUUAUCCAGAAGAUCAAACGGAAGAUCCUCACUGUGCUGGAGGAGACAAAGACUACGGCGGUCGGCUUCUAUGCCAUGAAGGGCAGUCGGGCGGUCACUCGUCCGGGCUUCAUCCCGGCCACGUUCGAGGAGUUCCUCGCCCUCGUCUACGCCCGUUUCCAGGUGCACUACGCUCAGAGCGUCGAGUACCAGCUGUCGUGCUUCGCCGAGUUCUGUGACGAGUUCAGCGCGUUCGCGGCGCAGGCGGCGAGCAUCCCGGCGCUGGCCAUCGCCGAGAAGGAGACGUACGUCGGCGAGCUGCACGCACUCGACGGCGAGUGCGGUGUGGCACGUGACGAGCUGUGCCGCGGCUUUGAGCUGAACGCGGCGUACGUGGCGCAGUCGUGCAGUGCCGCGCUGUUUCCGCUGACGGCGGACGCCUGCGCCAAGUGGGAGAAGGCCUGGUUUAGUGGCGUGGAAACGAUCCAGGAGCUGUUCCGCGUGUGUGAGGCGUAA
Messenger RNA from Pollicipes pollicipes, 3049 nucleotides. RefSeq lists its product as uncharacterized. The record is from RefSeq and is a predicted model, not a curated record. NCBI's taxonomy places the organism in Eukaryota, Metazoa, Arthropoda, Thecostraca, Pollicipedomorpha, Pollicipedidae. Bases 254 to 3049 code for a protein of 931 amino acids. The transcript has 16 exons.